This is a messenger RNA of Chrysoperla carnea, 1555 nucleotides long. RefSeq names its product protein BTG3-like. The record is from RefSeq and is a predicted model, not a curated record. The coding region runs from base 296 to 1195 and encodes 299 amino acids. The transcript has 2 exons. Gene Ontology annotation, cellular component: cytoplasm; nucleus. Gene Ontology annotation, biological process: negative regulation of mitotic cell cycle; negative regulation of cell population proliferation. Lineage: Eukaryota; Metazoa; Arthropoda; Insecta; Neuroptera; Chrysopidae.
CCAAAAAAAUCGUAGAACUACAAAGUUUAAAAAACUUGCAAAAAGUGAAGUUAUAAUACCAGUUUUCUCAACGCACGCGCUGUCAAACUACUGCAUUAUAUUUUCACAUUAUUUCAAAUGUUUUCAUUUACGAUAUCGAACGAUAUUUACUUAUAGCUAGCUAAACGAAAUAUUAAUUCAUUAAUUCAUAAUUAAUACACUCAAGUACCAUAAAAAACGAACCGACUUAAGUUUGAAAAACGAGUUCGCGUUAAUUUUUUUUUACAUCAUCACACAAGAAUAUUUUAAAAAUAAAAUGAAAGACGAAAUUUUAGCGGCCGUAUUAUUUUUAGUACGUUUUAUUGAAAAAAGUGAAAAGUUUCCACGUGACAAAUUGGACGCUUUCAAAUCUCAAUUAAUUGAGUUAUUGACCGAGCGAUUCAAGAAUCAUUGGUUCCCUGAUUGUCCAGCUAAGGGGCAAGGUUAUCGUUGUAUACGAGUGAAUGAAUUACAUCCGGUCGAUGUUGUGUUACAAAAAGCAGCGACAUUGGUGGGGUUAAGUUACAACGAUUUACAAUUGCCCAUUGAGUUAACACUCUGGGUGGAUCCCAAUGAAGUUUGUUGCAGAUUUGGUGAAACGGAAGGAUCGUAUUGCACGUUGGCAACAUUCUCAGAGAAAGAAAAUCAUUUUCUAACAUCAACAUCAUCAGAAUCACCAACGUCUGAACGAUCUGUAUCACCGGCAUCAGAUAUUAGCAGCGGGUCUGUGGAAAUGCCAAGCACUCAUCAUAACAGCAUUAUUCAAAACCAUCAUAGCAAAUUAAUUACAACCAAUAAUAUACACAUGGACAUGAAGAAAGCCACCAAUCCUAUCGGCACUCCAAAGAAGUAUCGUAACAACAACAAGAACCAUAGUAUUUCACCAAUUGUUGGCUACAACAAUCAUUAUUCCACACAUCAUAAUAAAAUUAAUAAUUAUGCACCAAAUAAUUUAGUACAACAACGCCAUCUUGGUGGUAAUAAUGGGGGUAAUCGUAAUACAAUGUCACAACAGCAAUCAACAUGGCGUACAAAUUAUUAUGAAAUUUUACCACAUUUUGCAUUAAAUAAUUCAACAAAUGGGGGCUCUUAUAAUACAUCAUCAAAUGGUUAUAACAAUUAUAAUAGACCCACUUAUCCAAGAAUGUCACAGUUUCAAAAUGUUUUAACUGUGUAACAGUGACACAGUGAAUCACAGUCACAGUCACAGUCACUGCUUUUAUCCGCAAUCACUACUAUUUACUUACUACUAUGAACUAUGAUUGUAUUUAAGAAAUUUAUUAUAUUAUUAUCUCUAGAUAUGCAUUCUUUUUCCACUAAUUCGUUUUUAUAUUUACCUAUUUGUAUAUUUCUCUCUCUCUCUCUGUAAACUAACUUAUAUACAGCACGUAUAAUGAAUCAUUUCGAAUGCUACAUCCAUGAGUAUGAGAGUACAUAUACAUUAAGCAAUGUGGAUAAGAAAGAUACUUCAACAAGCAAACAUAUAAUAGUAUCUUUCUUAUACACAUUGUUUAAAUGUAUAUGUACUCUCUCAUAC